AAAUUGGCCUAAAAUUAUUUUGAAAUCAGUGCGUAUUCUUGUUCUUACCUUCACUCCCGGAGGCGGCACGGCACGGUUUGCUUGAGUGAGUUUCAAAGAAUAAAUUCUCCUCCUACAGAUUCUCAUGCUUUUAUUAGUUCUUUAAUAUAUCCCGGAACUUAAUCAUGGGGCUAGAUGUUGGCUCUUGCUUUCAAAAACUCUACACAGCAAUACAAGAUCUCGUAAACAUUGAGCGUUCACUUCUCAAGAGUCUAAGUCCCAUCUCAGAUGCCAAGAUCCGGUCUGUCCUCUCCAAGAAUUUCCAUUUCAUCUUGGAAGAGAAAAUCCAGACCAUGUUGCAAAAUUUAGAGACUGAAAGUCUUCCCAAAAUCAAAGCCAUCAAAGAAGAAGCUGAGAUGCGUUUCAGAGGCGAAAACCAGUCGUUGAUCAUGUGGCUGUGGGAGCUCGAUGAUGUUAUCUGUGAAGCUGAGGAUGUUCUUGAUGAGUACAAGUACAAACAUCUGGAACAACAAGUGCAGCGCAAACAACAUGCAUUUGUGCGUUCCUUUUACUCCUACACUAGUCAUGUUCAUUAUGUGUCAAGGGUGGAAGCAAUUCUCAAGCGCUUGGAUCAGUUCUCUUCCAGGGUGGAUGAUUUUAUCAAACUUAUCCGCUCAGAUUAUAUUGAUGGCAAUAAGGGCACUGCUCAUACUCAUGCUUGUGCUGGCGUCGUCACAACCUCUUGGUUAUAUGAGCAAGUGUUUGGCAGAGAUGAAGAAAUAAAACAUGUAAUAAAGCUUCUUUUAUGCAAUGAUGAUCAGAGCUAUCAAAUCCUUCCUAUAAUUGGGGUCGGAGGAGUUGGCAAGACUGUUCUUGCCAAAUCUGUGUAUAAUCAUCCAGAAAUCGAGCGCCAUUUUGAUCAGAGGAUCUGGGUUUAUGUACCUGAAGAUUUCGAUGAGGUCAAUAUAACCACUAGCAUGGUAGAAUUAGCUUCCAAUGGAACCUGCCCUGACACUAAAAACUUGGAUGAGCUUCAAAAACUGCUCAAAGACCAUGUAAGAGACAAGAGGGUUUUGCUUGUCCUGGAUGAUGUCUGGUAUGAUGAGAAGUCCACAGAGUUGGCCAACAAAGUUAGAUGGAUGAGGCUCCUUGCUCCUUUGGAAUAUUGCCAUCCCGGGAGCAUGAUUUUGGUCACAAGCCGCAUGAAAUUGGUGGCCAAGAUAUUUGCUAAUAGCAUAGAGCCUGUUGUUCUCAAGGGCUUGGAAGAAGAUGAUUGCUUUGCACUCUUCAACAGAUACCUGGAGAAGCGCGUGAAAAUUGUGGCUCUUGCUGAUCCAGAGACACCAGAUGAACAUCUGCUGGAGAAGGGCAAGAAAAUUGUGGCUCUUGCUGAUCCACAGACAUCAGAUAAACAUCUGCUGGAGAAGGGCAAGAAAAUUGUGGCUCUUGCUGAUCCACAGACACCAGAUGAACAUCUGCUGGAGAUGGGCAAGAAAAUUGUAGCUGAGAUAAUAGUUGCCAGAUUCAGUGGACUGCCAUUGGCCGUCAUGGUGGUGGCAGGGAUGCUAAGGCAAAUGUUUGAUGCUGAAGAAUGGAAGUAUAUUUUGAGGAGCGACAACGCAUUCCAAGAUGUUAUAAAGAUCCUGAUGGUUUCUUAUCAACGUCUGCCUCAACAUCUGCAACGGUAUGUCGCUCACCACAGCAUAUUUCCAAAAGGCAUGGCGCUGUCUCGGGAAUACUUGAUUCAUUCAUGGAUAGGAGAUGGUUUAAUAAUUGAUUUGGCCGAAGAAAACAAUGGGUUGACAGUGGAAGAUAUUGCCAGUGCUUACUUGAAUGAGCUGGUGUCGAGGUCUUUCUUUCAAUGCAGAGAUGAUGGCUUAUUUGUACUGGAUGGUCUGAUGCAUGACGUCGCAGACUUUGUUACAAAUGAUGUAUGCACUAGAAUUGAGCAUGACACAAGAAGAGAAAUUCCACCCACUAUUAAACAUCUUCGAAUUGACAUGGAGAGACUUGCCGAGUACAAGAAGAAGAUAUGCAAACUGAAGAACCUGCGAACUCUUGUCUUCACCUGCAAGUCAUCAGGCAUUGAAGUUCCCAUUGACAAUGAACUUCUUGGCAAGACAUUAAAGAAGGCGAAGAGGUUACGGGUAUUGCGUUUGGCAUCAUGUCACAUAGACCAGCUACCUGAAUGGCUCGGUGAUCUGCACCACCUACGGCUGCUGGACCUCUCAGACUUGCAAGUGAAAAGGCUACCCCGAUCGGUCUGCAGACUGUAUCACCUGCUGUACUUGGAUCUGAUGAAUUUCAAAGCCGACAAUAUGCCUGGCAGUCUCAGCAAGCUGAUCAACUUGAGACGAAUAAUAUCUGAUGCUGCAACACUUGACAGGUUUGGUAAAAUAGGUGAACUGACUGCGCUCCAGCAAUUGCCGCUGUUCAGCAUCAAGAAAAAGGAAGGACACAAGAUUGGAGAGCUGAAGAAAUUGAACAAGCUCCGAGGGGAGCUUCGCAUUAGCAAUCUGCAAAAUGUGAGCAGGAGCAAAGAGUUGGCUGGAGCGAAGUUAAAGAAGAAGACAUGCCUCCAUAAACUGUAUCUAGAGUGGAACAACAAUGGCGGUGCAAGUGCUAGUGAGACAAUGGAGAAGGUGCUUGAUGAACUCCAACCACCUCAUCAGAUCAAUGACCUUGAGAUUGUCGGUUACACCGGUAAGAGACCUCCCAUUUGGAUGCAAAUUUCAGUACAGCACUCCCUUCCAUGCCUGAAAGUUCUUAUCCUCAACCAGUGGCUGGGCACCCUACCACUACUCGACCAAUGGGUUCCGCAACUCCAUCAGCUUGAGCUCAGGAAAUGUUCUAAACUCCGCUGCCUCCCUCCCCUCCCAUUAAAUCUGGAGAAGCUAUUACUAUCGGGCUGUUAUUUAUUGGCUAUCAUAACUGAGGCAGACCUGGUAAAGGGAUAUGCCCAAGAAAUGAAGGCUGGUUAUGACAGCAGAUCAGUAGCAGUGAUUGAGGAAGAAGUCAGAAUCCAAGAAUCUCUUAAGAAGAAUAACAGGGCAAUGGCAAAACUUGAACUUCAAAUACAGUCCUUGGAAGCCAGCGGUUAUGAUCUUAAACCAUCAGCCGUCGGUUAUGAUCUUGAACCAUCAGCCAGCAGUUAUGAUAUUGAACCAUCAUCAUCACGCCUGGCAAGUCUCCAAUCUUGGGGUUUAUCAAGGAAACAUGAUGCCAUCCGUGAGAAGUUGACGACCAAGAUGCAGUCCAUCGAUAGAAAUGUGCAACCACUGCCCUCAAGUCUCACACAGCUUCACCUCAGCAACUGCUUUGUGGAUGAUAGCGAGCUGCUCAAUUGCAUCAGCAAGCUGACCUUGCUCACUCACCUUGUUCUUGCUGGUUGCUACUGCAUAACAUCACUCCCCUCAGAAGAGGUACUAAGCAAACUCACACUGCUUCAGGAGCUUCGAAUUGAGGACUGCGUGUUGCUCACAUCACUCGGGGGCCUUGGGGAACACCCUUCACUCCGAGUGCUCAACAUAUGGUCAUGUCCCAACUUGCUGGCAUUGAUCCUGUCUGAAGGCAGCAGUAGUGCACUCCUACCAGAGUCUCUGACCGAUCUAGCCAUCACAGAUUGUGAGCUCAUGACCAAUGAACUUGUCAGUAGGUGCUUGAGGGGUCUCACCAGGCUCAAACAUUUGUCAUUGCAACAGCUUAAGCAUAUAACUUCUUUCCCAUCAGAUGAUGAACUCUCACACUUGACAUCCAUUGAAAGUUUGACACUAAAAGAUUGUGAGAAGCUGGUUUCAAUGGGCGGGUUGCAUAUGCUCAGUUCCCUAAGUUCGCUACAUGUUCAAGGCUGCCUAGGCCUCCUAGAAUCAGGUACUGGAGAUGGUCCACUAAGUGACAGUGUUCCUAACAUCACUGUAGACAACAUUUCACUGAUGCAAGCAUUGCUCUCCCGAAAAGGCCUUUCCUCACUUCAAGUUUUGAGUAUCAUUGGUCAGGACGUCCCAUUCACACCCGAGCAGGAGGAGUGUCUGAAGCACCUCACCUCUCUUCAGACUCUUUCAUUCAAGAAUUGCAAGAGCCUUUCCUCCUUGCCUUCUAACCUCGAAUGCCUCACCUCCCUCAAACGCCUGUACAUCGAGAAUUGCCCUCAGAUGAACUCAAUCACCACGCUGCCAACAUCCUUCCAGAUCAUAUUAGAUGGUAGUAAGGCAGGCUCAUAAGAAGUUCUAUGGGUACUUUCUUUCUGAUCUAUGGUGUGUAAUAAGCAUUAAUUUGCAAGAACUCAUAUAUAUGUACAUUAUUUUGUGUGUUUCCCCUAGUUAAUUUCUUUAAGAGUUACUGUACAUAUACUAUACAUCCGGGUUCUAGUACUGUUUAGUAUUGUUUAUAUUCAUAAAAAAGGGCGUUUGUCGUC
Molecule: messenger RNA, 4393 nt
Organism: Dioscorea cayenensis subsp. rotundata (Guinea yam)
Lineage: Eukaryota; Viridiplantae; Streptophyta; Magnoliopsida; Dioscoreales; Dioscoreaceae
Product: putative disease resistance RPP13-like protein 1
Exons: 2
Coding region: 165-4199 (1344 amino acids)
Biological process (GO): defense response to other organism
Molecular function (GO): ADP binding
Source: RefSeq, a predicted model, not a curated record